AUGGGCAGCGCCGCCUCUUCAUUGAACGAAUUCGAGAUCGAGAAAUUGGCGUUGGAGAGCGGCUUGUCCCGGUCGGGCAUCCUUACCCUGUACAAGCGGUUCACCUCAUUGGCCAAGCACCGCGAUCGGACAACGAAUGAAUACUUCAUGACGGAACAGGACUUCCUCGACAUUCAGGAGCUGCAGCUAAAUCCCCUGGGAAGGCGGAUCAUCGAUGCGUUCUUUGCCGACGCUGAGGUCCAAUCGACACGCCGCGUCUACUUCAGGGAUUUCGUGAAAGUGCUUUCCCACUUCCGUCCCAUCAAUAAGAACAAGCCGCACCCAUGGAACAGCCGUGAAGCCAAGCUACGAUUCGCCUUCACCAUGUAUGAUUUGGAUAAGAGUGGAAUGAUUACGAAAGACGAAUUUCGCGAUAUUCUUCAGAUGAUGAUUGGCGCCAAUGUACCAAUGGAACAAGUGAAUUCGAUUGCCGAUCGAACUAUGCGUGAAGCCGAUCGUGACGAUGAUGGAUGCAUCACUUUUGCUGAAUUCUGCGAGGCAAUGGAGAAGACGGAUAUUGAGCAAAAGAUGAGCUUCCGUUUCCUGACC
Messenger RNA from Mesorhabditis spiculigera, 588 nucleotides. The record is from the annotation of a GenBank genome assembly. Lineage: Eukaryota; Metazoa; Nematoda; Chromadorea; Rhabditida; Rhabditidae.